AAACUCAAAAAGGACCCAAAAGCUCCAGUUCAUACGGUUAACCGCACGAAACCUUCUGCAAAACAAAGAAACGCACUUCGUAACAAAACCCUAAUCCCCAAAUAGAAUGAUGUUUUCCCUAAUUCACUCUCCAUGACCACCACUAUCGGCCCACCUUUUAUACUCACCCGCCGUUGAUUUUUGCCUGCGUCUCCGGCAGUCGCCUUUUGCAGGUUGUGGCUUCUGUUGAAAGGUUGGAUUUUGAAGGUCUCUACUGUUUGUCAUUGUUGCUCAGCCUUCAGUAGCAACAAUGGGCAGUUCAUUUAAUGCUCAAAUCUUGGUGGAAAAGCUAGCCAAGCUUAAUAACUCACAAGCGAGCAUAGAGACUUUAUCACAUUGGUGUAUUUUCCAUAUGAAUAAGGCAAAACAAGUUGUUGAAACUUGGGACAGACAAUUUCAUUGCUCCCCACGCGAGCAGAGAUUGGCCUUUCUGUAUCUUGCCAAUGAUAUUUUGCAGAAUAGCAGGCGUAAGGGUUCGGAAUUUGUUGGUGAAUUUUGGAAGGUUCUUCCUAAUGCUCUUCGUGAUGUGAUUGAAAAUGGAGAUGAGUUUGGAAGGAAUGCUGCAUUGCGUUUGAUCCGUAUAUGGGAAGAGAGAAAAGUAUUUGGUUCUCAGGGACAAAUUCUCAAGGAAGAGCUUGUUGGCAGACAAUCAGAAAACAAUAAUAGAAAUGGCAGGCAUGUAGGUGUAAAGCUGCAGAAGCAACCUGUUAGAAAUACAGUGGACAAAAUAGUGUCAGCCUAUCAAGUUGUUUAUGGUAGUCAGAUGGAUGAAGAUGUUAUAUUCAGCAAAUGUAGGAAUGCUAUUAGUUGUAUCGAUAAAGUAGAUAAAGAAAUUGGUACUGAUGUCAAUACAGGGCAGUUCCGUGGAUCUGCACUUGUGGAGGAGGUCCAGGGUCAGCAUGCUGUAUUGAGGGAUUGUAUUCAGCAGCUAACAGCUGUUGCAUCAUCAAGAGCUAGUCUAGUCUCACAUUUGAGAGAGGCUCUUCAGGAGCAGGAAUUCAAGUUGGAGCAAGUUCGUGCUGAGCUUCAGGUGGCACAGUCCCGAUCGGAACAUGCCGGUAACAUCUGCGGACAAUUUUUAAAUAUUGACAAUCCCGAGUUGGUAGCUGAGCAAAGUUCAAAGGAACCUCACACAUCUAUUGCACCUCAAAGUUUUAUUCCAUCAGCUACAGAGCAAUCAGCUCCUGUGAUGUAUGCCCGGCAAGCAUCUUUUCCUGAUAAUUCUGGCCGCAAUGAGGAAGAUCCUCGGAAAUCUGCUGCUGCUGCAGUAGCAGCGAAGCUAACUGCAUCAACAUCCUCUGCGGAGAUGCUUUCCUAUGUCUUGUCUUCCCUUGCUUCUGACGGUGUCAUCGGUAAUCCUAUGAAAGACUCGUCUGGUGAUUACCCUUCUGAGAAGAGAUCUAAGCGUGAGAAUGACCCGUCUUACAUACCAUCUCAGAAUCCUCAACAAGCCUCAGUUCCACCAUUCUCGCAUCCUGAAUCGCACCAACAUAAUGUUGUGACCACCACCCAGCAGUUGGCUCUAAAUGAGGUGCCACCUCCUCCAUCAUCGUCUCCUCCACCUCUGCCACCACUGCCGCCUAUGCCACCGUAUGCUGUGCCCCAGUACAUGCCAACUGCUGGAUCAAUAAAUGGGGCGACAUAUAGCUAUAGCAUGACAUCACAGCAGCCUUCCUUGCCUGGUUAUUCCAUAGCUGGAGCUGCAAUGAGUGGCAUCUCCUUAUUUGCCACAUCAUCAACUAAUUCUUACCAGAGUUUCCAAAGCUCUGAAGGUUUUCAUAACCAGCCGUCAUCCUUGCCAACGGCACCUAUUUCUCGACAGUAGUUCAGAUAGGAUGCUUUAAAAUGAAUUGUUCUUGUUAGAUAAGAGCAGUCAGCACCAGACCAAUCUUUGUUCUGCAUGUGCACAAUGUAAAUUUCUUGUAACUUACAUAUAUCAAUUGUGUUCGUAUUUGGUAUUUAAAACUAUUUAUGGCAUUCUUGGAUUGUAUAAGAAAAUUUUAGUCAGGAUUAAACCCUA
This is a messenger RNA of Gossypium raimondii (Peruvian cotton), 2059 nucleotides long. RefSeq lists its product as uncharacterized. Bases 290 to 1864 code for a protein of 524 amino acids. Gene Ontology annotation, molecular function: RNA polymerase II complex binding. Lineage: Eukaryota; Viridiplantae; Streptophyta; Magnoliopsida; Malvales; Malvaceae. The transcript has 8 exons. Gene Ontology annotation, biological process: mRNA 3'-end processing. Gene Ontology annotation, cellular component: RNA polymerase II, holoenzyme. The record is from RefSeq and is a predicted model, not a curated record.